Messenger RNA from Solanum dulcamara, 3918 nucleotides. Its product is annotated as disease resistance protein RUN1-like. The transcript is spliced from 5 exons. Lineage: Eukaryota; Viridiplantae; Streptophyta; Magnoliopsida; Solanales; Solanaceae. The coding region runs from base 49 to 2664 and encodes 871 amino acids. Gene Ontology annotation, molecular function: ADP binding. The record is from RefSeq and is a predicted model, not a curated record. Gene Ontology annotation, biological process: signal transduction; defense response.
UUUGGUUGAAAACAGAAAGAGUCCAAUCAAGAUACAACUAUUUCAUCCAUGAAUGCUCAAUUUGUUGAAGGAGAAUCAGCUACUUCUUCCCAAAUUCAAUGGAGCUACGAUGUAUUUCUCAGUUUCAGAGGCGAAGAUACCCGAAACACCUUCACGGGUCAUCUUUAUACCAGAUUGUGCCAAGUCGGAGUUACUACCUUCAUAGAUGAUGAGGAAUUGAGAAAGGGAGACCUCAUUUCAACUAAACUUGACAAAGCAAUUGAACAAUCUAGGGUUGCCAUUGUUGUUUUCUCCAAAAAUUACGCUUCGUCUAGUUGGUGUCUCGAUGAACUUGUCAAAAUUCUCGAUUGCAGAGAGAGGUUAAAUCAGGUAGUUUUGCCUAUUUUCUAUGAUGUUGAUCCAUCUCAAGUGCGAAGGCAAACUGAGUCAUUUGGCGAAGCUUUGGUAAAACACAAGGAACGAUCAAUUGGAGCUGAAAGAAUGGAAAAGUGGAAAGCUGCACUGACUGAAGCUGCAAAUUUAUCUGGAUGGGAUUUGCGAAAUGUUGCUGACGGGCAUGAAUCAAAGUUUAUUGGACGUAUUAUAAAACAAGUUCUGCAAGAGGUCAACCAGACACCUUUAGAUGUUGCUCAUUACCCCAUUGGAUUAGAUUCUCGCAUCAAACAUAUAGAGUUGUUACUGCAAAGUGGAUGUGAGCAUGAAGUUUGCAUGGUUGGUAUAUGUGGCGUUGGCGGAAUUGGAAAAACAACUCUGGCAAAGGGUAUCUACAAUCGAAUAUUUCUACAGUUUGGUGGUAGUUGCUUCCUUUCAGAUGUUAGAUCAAAAGUUGAAGAAUUGGGUCUAGUCAAGCUACAAGAGAAACUACUUCAUCAAAUACUCAAAACUAAGGACUUUGAAGUUGACAGUGUAGCUGAAGGUGUCAAUCUCAUCAAAGCAAGACUUGGGUCAAAGAAGGUUCUAAUUGUUCUUGAUGACAUAGAUCAUAGAAGCCAAUUAGAAUCCUUAACAAGAGAAACAAGUUGGUUUGGCUCUGGUAGUGUAAUAAUUAUUACAACCCGAGACAAGCAUUUGCUAUAUGGGCUUACAACAAGUGAGAUAUACCAGGCCAAACUUUUAAAUGAAAAUGAAGCUCAACAACUUUUUGCUUGUCAUGCUUUUAACAGUCUUUCUCCACCACAAGAAUAUGUUGAGCUGGUACAAGACAUAAUAAAAUAUUCAGGUGGGCUACCAUUAGCUCUUGUGACAUUGGGGUCACAUUUGCAAGGGAGAUCCGUAGAAGAAUGGAGAUACGAGUUCAAAAAACUAAGAGCAAUUCCUCAUUGUGAUAUUCAAAAGAUUCUCCAGAUAAGCUUUGAUGGACUUGAUGACAAUACUCAGAGUGUUUUCCUUGAUAUCGCAUGCGCCUUCCAUGGAUGUUAUGAGGAUGAAGUUACCAAAACAUUAAAUGCGUGUGGUUUUUAUUCUGAAAGUGCAAUUUCAACCUUAGUCCAAAGGAACUUGCUCCAAAGGGAUUGGUCUAAUUUGGUGAUGCAUGAUCUUGUGCGGGAUAUGGGAAGAGAAAUCGUUCGCAGGGAAUCACCUCGAGACUCUGGAAAACGGAGUAGAUUGUUCAACCCUCAAGAAGUCCGUGACGUUCUACAAGGAAAUAAAGGUUCCGAAAAUGUAGAAGUACUGGUGGUAGAUAGACGGGCAUUAAAGGGUGUGAAGGUGAGCACCAAAGCAUUUCAGAAAAUGAUAAAUCUUAGGGUGCUUAAAAUCGACGACUUACAUAUUAGUGGAGAUGUUGAGCUUUUGUCUAAGGAGCUCAGAUGGUUGUCUUGGGAGGGAUGUCCUUUAAAAUGUAUACCAUCAAAUUUUCCAGCUGAGAAACUUGUUGUUCUGAAUAUGAAAGAGAGCAAUAUCCAAGAAUUUGAUUUGAAUUUGCAGUAUUGUACAAGUUUGAAGAAGCUGGAUCUAUCUGAUUGCAAGCGCCUCAGAAGUACUCCAAACUUCAAGGGUUCACGAAGUCUCAGGACUUUGAUGCUUCAGAAUUGUUCAAGUCUGAAGGAGAUCCAUCCAUCAAUAGGAAAUUUGGACAGGCUAACUGAUCUGCGCUUGUAUGGUUGCGAAAAAAUUACAGAUCUUCCAAGCAGCAUAUGGCAGCUAAAAUCACUGGAAUACUUGAACAUUAGUUGCUGCUUCUCUUUACAAACAUUGCCAGUUGCCAUUGGAGAAAUGCAAAGCCUAAGACAUCUUCUUGCAUCUGAUACGGGUAUAAAAGAACUACCUGGAUCUGUUAAAAUGCUAAGAAAUCUUAUACAUUUUGAAGUGGGAAGGAGUUUUUCUCGAAAAAGAGUUUGCCGCAUAGAAUACUUGUCAAAUUUUAUUUUUAUUUUACGCCUUCCAUAUUGUGGUUUCUCUGAGGCUGAUAUUCCUAGGGAUAUUGGGAGUUUAUCCAACUUAACUAUCUUAGAUUUGAGCGGCUACGGUUUCCUCUAUCUGCCCUUUGAUUUUUCGGAGUUACCAUUGUUGAUGUCCCUGUAUUUGAAUGAUUGUGAGAAUCUUGAAACACUCCCGUCAGUAUCAAAUUUAGAGAAACUUGAAAUUCUUGAACUGAGGAAUUGCAAAAAGUUGGUCAAAUUACAGGAUUGGACAAACUCCCUUCUACGAAGCGGAUCGACAUGAUUAAUUGUACUUCUCUGGAGAAUCCAUUCAAUGAAGGCUUCUUUUGUGCCCUUGCUCUAUCAAUUCCAUCUAGAAAAUAUACAGAGCGUCAGGGGUUUCAAAUUGAUCUCCAAAGCAAUGAGAUUCCAGAUUGGUGCAGCAAUAAAGUAAUAGCUCCAUCUAUCUGUUUCACUAUGCCCACAAUACAUAAUAAUUUCUUAGGAAUGGUUCUCUGGUUUGUUUGCGACUUUAAGGAUUUAUCCCAUUUUGGACACUUCCUUGUUACUGUUGCCCAUAAAAAGCCUAGACUUAUUAAGUGGUUUAGGCAUAGGAAAAUACCUGAAUCACACGGAGAAAUAUCAAGUGUAUUUUACAUAUCUUGCUCAACUAGUCCUUUUGAUGGCCUGAUGCUCAAAGGUGGGGAAGAGAUAACAGUCAAGGAGGGCCUUUACCAAGGUAUAGUAAAGAAGAUAGGUAUCCAUCUGUUAUACUUAGACCAACAUGGUAACGUUACAUCUUUGCCGGCAAAAAAAGAAAAGAAAAGAAGACAAACAGAAAAAGAAAAAGAAGAAGGAUCAUCUUUGGUGGCAGUCGUGGACGACUAUUCUUAUUCCCUGUUUCCAGAAAAACUUCAGCAGGGCAUAAAAGAGCAAAGUUCUGAGUCAAGAUAGUUUUCCUUUGGAUAAAGCUUGGGGAUGAGUGAUGACUGAUAGCUCAAGUCUGACGGAGAUCCAUCAAUCAAUAGGAAAUUUGUACAGACGUUUGGGUAGUUGCAGAAUAUUUACAGAUCUUCCUAGCAGCAUAUGCUGGGCUAAAAUUACUCGAACAUUUCUAGGUGCUCAUCUAUACAAGCAUUGCCAGUUGACCUUGGAGAUAUGCAAAGUCUAAAAGGACUUCAUGCAUUUGAUGUGGGUAUAAAACAAUGGCCAAAAGGAGAUUUUUUUCAAAGAAGAGUACGUCACGUACAAUCCUUGUCAUCGACUUCUGUUUCGUGUUGGUCUGAGACUGAUUUUCCUAGGUUUAUUGGGAGUUCAUACAGCUUAGAAGUUUAAGAUUUGAGUGGUAACUAUUUCCAUUGUCUACUGUUUUGUUUUUCUAAGUUACGAUUCUUGAUGUUCUUGCUUUUGAAUGACAGUGAGAAUCUUCAAACACUUCCAUCAGUUGCUUCUGUAGAAACUUUUGUUUGAUUUAUGUAAUCAUCUUUUUCCAUUGUAUAGUGCUAGUUUCUUGAGCUGCACUAAAACUUAGCUAAAAGAAUUGAAUAUGCAUAGUGAA